AUGGUUUCUGACCGUGGAGCUAAAACUGUAUACAUAAGAGUAGGUAGCAACCAUACCGAUAGAGAUGGUGAAGUGUAUACAUCUACAAAGUUCUGGGUUCAUCCCCGUUGGAACAAUAAGACAAUUGAUAACGACGUCGGAAUUAUUAGUCCAUCUCGCUCUAUUCAGUAUAACGCGAAUGUAAAAGCACUAACAUUGGCGAGCAGUGGCAGGAAUAUACCGGCUGGGACCGAAGUGUUGGUUACUGGAUGGGGACUUACAUCUGAAAACGGACAGGGUAGUGACCGUAUUAUGGCAAUUAGAGUGCCAACGGUAACAAAUGAAGAUUGCCUCAAAACUUACACAUAUAUUAGCGACAUGAUGCUUUGUGCUGGUGUACCUGAAGGAGGAAAGAGUAUAUGUCAAGGUGACUCCGGUGGACCAGCUGUGGCUAAAUUCGGCCAAGUUGGUAUAGCUUCUUUUAGCAUUGGUUGCGCUCGCCCACGCUACCCUGGCGGCUAUGCCAGAGUAACAUAUCCCGGAAUACGCAACUGGAUCAAAACUAUUACUGGCGUUUAAAUAAUAGAUGGCGCUCGUUUUCUGGGUGGCUAUUCUGUAACGAUGUUUUGUACAAAUCGCAAUUCGAGUUUCAAAUUCAUGUCUAUCUCUCUCCGUUAACAUGAUACUAUAGAAAGAGAAAGAUAGAGGUGAAUUCGAAACAUAGUUUCAGAAUAGCUCUCCUGACAGCAAAUACACACUUAACUCUGAUAUAAACACUGAUAUAAAUCCUAAUGAUAGAGAUUCGAGGAUCUUAUAUUAUGCGUAUUUGAACUGCGUAAGCUAUUAAUUAUUUGGUAGUUUUAUUUAUAACAACUUCCUUUUAUUAGAGGAUUUCCCGCAUAUAUCGAUUUAGCGUUCUUAAUGGAAUUUGUAUAACUUUAA
Molecule: messenger RNA, 921 nt
Organism: Bicyclus anynana (squinting bush brown)
Lineage: Eukaryota; Metazoa; Arthropoda; Insecta; Lepidoptera; Nymphalidae
Product: trypsin-7-like
Exons: 4
Coding region: 1-558 (185 amino acids)
Biological process (GO): proteolysis
Molecular function (GO): serine-type endopeptidase activity
Source: RefSeq, a predicted model, not a curated record